CCCGAGCAGCGGACCCGCUUGUCAGUCACCGAAUUUCUCUGCUCCCUUUCCCCCUCUCCUCGCUUCGCCCUAGUAAACCGUGGCGCGAUGCCACGGCCGGAGGAGCGGCAGCGCGUAGGGAAGGCAGCCGGGGAGGCGGGGAUCGUCGCGGACGCUGUAUGCCACUUCAAAUCUCCUGACAGCGAGUCUUUCGGGAAGGAGAAGAUGAGUCGCUGGAUCUCGCAGUCCUGGGCCAAAAACAGAAGAAGGUUUGCAUCGAUGUUAGUGAGAGCAACAGAUGGUUUCUUGGCAAAAAAUCUGUUGGGUUCUGGAGCAUUUGGGACAGUAUUCAAAGGAAAUAUAGGAGCCCAAGCUGGUCAAAGUACAAGCCUUGCUGCUGUUAAGGUCCUAAAACUUCAAACUCCUGGUGGGCUGGAGAGUUUCAUUACUGAAUGUGAAGCACUCCGAAACCUACGGCACCGAAAUCUCGUCAAGAUAAUUACAGCCUGCUCAAGCAUUGACAACAAAGGGAAUGAGUUCAAAGCAAUUGUUUAUAGCUUCAUGCCAAAUGGUUGUUUAGAAGGCUGGCUGCAUCCUGACACAAAUGACCAACUAGCCAAGCACUUGCAUAUUUUGCAGCGGGUCACUAUACUCCUUGAUGUGGCUGAUGCACUGGAUUACCUACAUUGCCAUGGGCAUGCACCAGUUUUACAUUGUGAUCUGAAACCAAGCAACGUGCUCUUAGAUGCUGAGAUGGUGGCCCAUGUUGGAGACUUCGGACUUGCUAAGAUUCUUGUUGAGACAAACUCAUAUUUCCAACAGUCAACGAGCUCAAUGGGAUUUAGGGGGACAAUUAGUUACACACCCCCAGAAUAUGGUGUUGGAAACAUGGUAUCGACCUAUGGAGAUAUCUACAGUUAUGGAAUUCUUGUGUUAGAAAUGGUAACUGCGAAGAGGCCCACUGAUAGCGAAUUCAUAGGAGGAUUGAGCAUCCGUCAGUAUGUUAAGCUGGGUCUUGGUGGUAGAGUGAUGGAUGUCAUUGACACCCAGCUGUCUUUGAACCUAAAAAAUGAGCUUCAGACUACAGAUGAUUAUUCAUACAAACUGAAGAUUGAUUGCCUGAUUUCUCUGCUUAGAUUUGGGCUGUCUUGCUCUCAGGAAAUGCCAUCGAGUAGGAUGGCAACAGGACAUAUAAUCAAGGAACUGCAUGCCAUAAAAGAAAUUCUUCACUCGUAGGGAAUCUAGAAUCUGAUGAAGCAUGAUUUUGUACGUUUACGUUAAAAUAUCCUUGAGGUCCUCAUAAAUGUCUGGAGUUUAAUCCUGGGGUGAAGUUUCCCAGUUUCAUCCCAUUUGCAUUGCAUGGCUAAUGGAUUCUGGUGGAAUGGAUAUUACUGUGUCUUUUUUGUGAAUGUAAAAUAUGUUUUGACCAUGCAGAACGUAUUGAAUAUGAUAUUUUGGUGUUCUACGGAAGUAGACCUUAUCAUUUAUUUA
Brachypodium distachyon (stiff brome) is the source of this 1470-nucleotide messenger RNA. RefSeq names its product receptor kinase-like protein Xa21. Gene Ontology annotation, biological process: protein phosphorylation. Bases 88 to 1215 code for a protein of 375 amino acids. The record is from RefSeq and is a predicted model, not a curated record. Lineage: Eukaryota; Viridiplantae; Streptophyta; Magnoliopsida; Poales; Poaceae. The transcript is spliced from 3 exons. Gene Ontology annotation, molecular function: protein kinase activity; ATP binding.